Suncus etruscus (white-toothed pygmy shrew) is the source of this 3272-nucleotide messenger RNA. RefSeq names its product aldehyde dehydrogenase 18 family member A1 (gene ALDH18A1). The coding region runs from base 140 to 2527 and encodes 795 amino acids. The transcript has 18 exons. Gene Ontology annotation, cellular component: cytoplasm; mitochondrion. Gene Ontology annotation, molecular function: glutamate-5-semialdehyde dehydrogenase (NADP+) activity; glutamate 5-kinase activity; ATP binding. The record is from RefSeq and is a predicted model, not a curated record. Lineage: Eukaryota; Metazoa; Chordata; Mammalia; Eulipotyphla; Soricidae.
ACGUCAUCUUGCAGGACGUGGACGGAAGAAAGCGGGCGAGUGCGCGGACUCCCGGAGCACCCGAACGUGCAGCGAGCGCGGCGGGCUUGAAGGCCUCGGGAGCGCCGGGGAGGCAGAUACUUUCUGACUACGGAGCAGCAUGUUGAGUCAAGUCUGCCGCUCUGGGUUCCAGCCCGUCAGCCAACACCUCCUACCUUGGAUCCAGUCUACAGCUGUCUCCAGAGCUCAUCGUGUCCAGCCGUCAGCCAUCAGACAUGCUCGUUGUUGGAGCAACAUCCCCUUUAUCACUGUGCCCCUUAGUCGUGCUCAUGGCAAGUCUUUUGCGCACCGCAGUGAGCUGAAGCAUGCCAAGAGAAUCGUCGUGAAACUUGGAAGUGCUGUGGUGACCCGAGGGGAUGAAUGUGGCCUGGCAUUGGGGCGCUUGGCAUCUAUUGUUGAGCAGGUAUCAGUGCUUCAGAAUCAAGGCCGAGAGAUGAUGCUGGUGACCAGUGGGGCUGUAGCCUUUGGCAAGCAACGCUUGCGCCAUGAGAUUCUUCUGUCCCAGAGUGUGCGGCAGGCCCUGCACUCGGGGCAGAACCAGCUAAAAGAAAUGGCAAUCCCAGUUUUGGAGGCUCGAGCCUGCGCCGCUGCUGGACAGAGUGGGCUGAUGGCCUUAUAUGAAGCCAUGUUCACACAAUAUAGCAUCUGUGCUGCCCAGAUUUUGGUAACCAAUUUGGAUUUCCACGAUGAACAGAAGCGCAGAAACCUCAAUGGAACACUUCAUGAACUCCUCCGAAUGAACAUCGUCCCCAUCGUCAAUACAAAUGAUGCUGUUGUCCCCCCAGCUGAGCCCAAUAGUGAUCUUCAGGGGGUAAAUGUUAUUAGUGUUAAAGAUAAUGAUAGCCUGGCUGCUCGUCUGGCAGUGGAAAUGAAAACUGACCUUUUGAUUGUCCUUUCAGAUGUAGAAGGCCUCUUUGACAGCCCACCAGGGUCAGAUGAUGCAAAGCUCAUUGAUAUCUUUUAUCCUGGAGAUCAACAGUCCGUCACAUUUGGAACCAAAUCAAGAGUGGGAAUGGGAGGCAUGGAAGCCAAGGUGAAAGCAGCCCUCUGGGCUCUGCAAGGUGGCACUUCUGUAGUUAUUGCAAAUGGGACUCAUCCAAAGGUAUCUGGACAUGUCAUCACAGACAUUGUAGAGGGAAAGAAAGUCGGAACUUUCUUCUCUGAAGUAAAGCCUGCAGGCCCCACUGUUGAGCAGCAGGGGGAGAUGGCUCGAUCAGGAGGAAGGACAUUGGCCACGCUGGAUCCUGAGCAGAGAGCAGAAAUCAUCCAUCAUCUAGCUGAUCUGUUGACGGACCAGCGUGAUGAGAUCCUGUUAGCCAACAAAAAAGACUUGGAGGAGGCAGAGGGGAGACUGGCACCACCUCUACUCAAACGCCUGAGUCUCUCUACAUCCAAACUCAAUAGUCUGGCCAUUGGCCUGAGGCAGAUUGCAGCCUCCUCACAAGACAGCGUGGGGCGUGUUUUGCGCCGAACCCGAAUUGCCAAGGACUUGGAACUAGAACAAGUGACUGUCCCAAUUGGAGUCCUGCUGGUGAUCUUUGAAUCUCGCCCUGACUGUCUGCCCCAGGUGGCAGCCUUGGCUAUUGCAAGUGGUAAUGGCUUGUUACUCAAAGGAGGGAAGGAAGCUGCGCACAGUAACCGGAUUCUUCACUUCCUGGUCCAGGAGGCACUCUCGAUCCAUGGAGUCAAGGAGGCUGUACAGCUGGUGAAUACCAGAGAAGAAGUGGAAGAUCUCUGCCGCCUAGACAAAAUGAUAGACCUCAUCAUCCCACGAGGUUCUUCCCAGCUAGUCAGGGACAUCCAAAAAGCUGCGAAGGGCAUUCCAGUGAUGGGACACAGUGAGGGGAUCUGCCACAUGUAUGUGGAUUCUGAGGCCAGCGUUGAUAAAGUCACCAGACUGGUCAGAGACUCUAAGUGUGAAUAUCCCGCUGCCUGUAAUGCUUUAGAGACUCUGUUGAUUCACCGAGAUCUGCUGAGAACACCAUUAUUCGAUCAGAUCAUUGAUAUGCUGAGAGUGGAACAGGUGAAAAUUCAUGCAGGCCCCAAGUUUGCCUCCUAUCUAACAUUUAGCCCCUCUGAAGUGAAGUCCCUCCGAACUGAGUACGGUGACCUGGAAAUGUGCAUUGAAGUGGUGGACAGUGUCCAGGAGGCCAUCGACCACAUCCACAAAUAUGGCAGCUCCCACACAGACGUCAUCGUUACAGAGAAUGAGAAAACAGCCGAGUUCUUCCUCCAGCAUGUGGACAGUGCCUGUGUGUUCUGGAAUGCCAGCACACGGUUUUCUGAUGGAUACCGAUUCGGACUGGGAGCCGAAGUGGGAAUCAGCACAUCUCGAAUUCAUGCCCGGGGACCAGUAGGACUGGAAGGGCUCCUCACUACCAAGUGGCUGCUGCGAGGGCAGAAUCAUGUUGUCUCAGAUUUCUCAGAGCAUGGAACUUUGAAGUAUCUUCACGAGAACCUCCCCGUUCCUCAGAGGCACUUCAACUGAGAGUGUUCAAACAAACCCAGGAAAACCCUCACAUGUUCUGAGACAGACAUUUGUCUUCAUGGGGCAACUCGAAAGUCUGGGGCCAACUGGGUCUCUUCUGCUUCUGGGAAGGGUCCACCUGUUGGAAAGUGCCCGAGAUGCUGCUUCAGGGAUCACUAGGACGGUGUCAGGCUUGACUCAUACAUACUCUAGAACUCCUUUUCUCUUUUUCUUUUUCAGUUAGGAAAUAAUUUCUAAAUGUAGGGAUUUUGUUUGACACAAUCCAGUUUCUUCUGUGGUUGAAACAGAAGUAUCCAGUUGCUCACACAGAACACAGGGGGAAAAUAGCACUUAAAAUCAAGUUUCCCUUGGCAUUUGGUUGGUACUGGAGCCACUUAUUCCUUGUGAUCAGAGUCUUUGAAAAAGAAUGAGUUGGGAUUAAGAAAAGUGUCUCUUCCUUUUGGCAUUCUCAUCAGAAACAGUCACACACAUUUCUACUAGAAAGAUUGACCUUUAGUAUAUAUUAGUGGGAUAAAUAAUCUUGUCGUUGUGUGGGGCCAGGGCCUUGGCCUUAUCUAUCACUCAGUGGAACCCAGAGUUGCAGUUGUUUGUGAGUUUCAGGAUGAAAUAGCUACUACAAUAACGCUUGAAAUUUUUAUAUGAAUUAUUUUAUCAUUUUCCUCAAAAUAAAAAUAGAAGAUUAUUUUAAUACUUUGGAUUCUUCCCCCACCCUUUUGAAAAAUAAAGUUCUUAUGAAAAGCCUGUA